AGACAGCGCUGCUCCUCCGCGCCGGUUGGUCUCCACUCCGCGGUGUGCUCUCCGUCCAGCUGCACACGGAGGAAGAGACAACGGACAAGUUUUAACCGGGAAAAAGGAGCCCUGUAACUCCAGAGAACGGACAAUUUAGUCGCAUGGAUGUCAAAGGAUGUAGUAGUAGUCUUUAUUCCCCCCCAGAAAGAAAACCCAGCAACUGAGUGAAGGCUUCCCGAGAGCCUUGUUGUCCCCGGGGGAGGCGUUUUGUUUCGGGUCCUCCUCACUGAAUACAACCGCCGGCGCGUUUUCUUCAGCCUGGACAGAGACAUUGACAAAAUACUGCAAAUUCUUUCUGUAUUUGGGUCUAAAGCUGUGAUGAGGAGAGAAGGGAGACAGUGAAAGCUAAGCUCAUCUCCAUCGACCGACGCAACCAAAGAGCAUCCCAUUCCUUUUCCUCUUUUCACCACAGUCCCUCCGUCCCUCUCAUUAUUCCCCACUUUUUUUCCUCCCCGUCAUCCUCCCUCUCUUGUCUCUACAUGUGAUUUUCUUAAAUCCCAUUCGUAUUUCUCCCUCCUGAUCUACCUCUUCACAUUCCCUCCCUUCCCUCCCCCUCCCCUCCCUCUCGCUCUCUCUCUCUCUCUGCUCCUCUGGCAGGCUGCUCAUUGCAGUGAGUCAGUAUCAUGGAGGCAGGCAGCGGGGCUGCCGCAGCGGUGGGGAGUGCAGCGCUAGGACUGCUGGGAGCCACAGCCGCGUCCGGCCAUGACAUCUUGGACAGGGGCCUGAGGCCUGGACGUCACCUGGAGGACGACGACAUUGUGCCUGAACUGGCGAACAUCCAUCCCAGAGAGAGACCCGACUGGGAGGAGACCAUCAGUGCCAUGGCGAGGAGUGCAGAGAUCCCCGAGCUGAGGGCGGAGCCCCUCAUGCGCUCGUGCAGCAGCAGCACGGCCAGCAUGAAGGUCAAGAAUGUCAAGAAACUUUGCUUCACCAAAGGCCACUUCCCGAAACUGGCAGAGUGCGCUCACUUCCACUACGAAAACGUGGACUUUGGCACAAUUCAGUUGUCCCUGGGGGAUGAACAGUGUGAAGUGACGCGGAACGGCUAUGAGUCCAAGGAGCUGGUGUACUUGGUUCACAUAUACUGCCAGGGUCGAAGUUGGAUUGUGAAGCGCAGCUAUGAAGAUUUCCGCGUCCUGGACAAGCACCUCCACCUCUGCAUCUACGACCGACGCUUCUCACAGCUGCCUGAGCUGCCUCGAUUGGACAGUCUGACUGACCAGUCAGAGUCCGUUUCCCAGAUGUUGUUGGCUUACCUCUCCCGGCUGUCAGCCAUCGCCGACAACAAGAUCAACUGUGGGCCCGCCCUCACGUGGAUGGAGGUUGAUAAUAAGGGAAAUCAUCUGUUGGUUCAUGAAGAGUCGUCCAUCAACGUGCCAGCUAUUGCUGCUGCCCAUGUCAUCAAGCGUUACAUCGCCCAGGCCUCAGACGAGCUGUCCUUCGAGGUUGGCGACAUCGUGUCAGUGAUUGACAUGCCCCCGAAAGAAGACACCACCUGGUGGAGAGGCAAGCAUGGCUUCCAGGUUGGCUUCUUUCCCAGCGAGUGUGUGGAGCUCAUAAACGAUAAAGUGCCGCAGUCCAUGACCAACACGGUGCCGAAACCAGCCUCCCCCUGCUCUGGCCUGCAGCCUGCUUCUUGGAGUCUCUUCCCUCCCUACUUGGAGAUGGAGAGUGUAAUACAGGACAAUGCAUGGGUGGCCGACCCGCUAAACCACUACAGCCUAAGUUCAGUGUCUAAGAAGCACGGGAAGCUGAUCACCUUCUUGCGAACCUUCAUGAAGUCCCGGCCCACCAAGCAGAAGCUGAAGCAGAGAGGCAUCCUCCGGGAGAGGGUGUUCGGCUGCGACCUGGGAGAGCACCUCCUCAACUCGGGCCAUGAUGUGCCCCAGGUCCUCAAGAGCUGCACCGAGUUCAUCGAGAAGCACGGCGUGGUGGACGGCAUCUACCGCCUCUCUGGAAUCGCCUCCAACAUCCAGAAGCUGCGGCACGAGUUUGACUCUGAGCAGAUUCCCGACCUGACCAAAGAUGUUUACAUCCAGGACAUCCACUGUGUCGGCUCGCUGUGCAAGCUCUACUUCAGAGAGCUGCCCAACCCCCUGCUCACCUACCAGCUCUACGAGAAAUUCUCCGAUGCUGUAUCAGCGGCGACGGACGAAGAGCGACUCAUCAAAAUCCAUGAUGUCAUCCAGCAGCUUCCUCCACCGCAUUACCGGACCCUGGAGUUCCUCAUGAGGCACCUUUCCCGCCUGGCAGCGUUCAGCUACAUCACCAACAUGCACAGCAAGAACAUAGCCAUCGUCUGGGCACCCAACCUGCUCAGAUCCAAACAGAUCGAGUCUGCGUGCUUCAGCGGCACAGCGGCCUUCAUGGAAGUCCGAAUCCAGUCGGUGGUGGUUGAGUUCAUCCUCAACCACGUGGAUGUUCUCUUCAGCACCAAACUCAGCUCACUAAUCAGAGAGGGAGCAGGUCACAACUCGUUGUCGCGGCCCAAAUCCCUGCUGGUUUCAUCACCCUCCACUAAACUUCUGACUCUGGAGGAGGCCCAGGCCAGGACCCAGGCUCAGAUCAACUCUCCGGUCACUGAAGACAGCAAGUACAUCGAGGUGGGCGAAGGUCCGGCUGCCCUGCAGGGAAAGUUCCACACUGUCAUCGAGUUUCCAACUGAGAGGAAGAGGCCUCCUAUUAAAUCCAAGAAGUCUCCUGUGGGUAGUUGGCGUUCUUUCUUCAACCUCGGCAAGUCUUCCUCCAUGUCCAAGCGCAAGCUGCACCGCAAUCCCAGUGAACCCAAUGAACUGAAGGCCAUGGCUCUUGCUGGAGGCAGAGGAGACAAUGCAACUUUGAGGUCAGCCAAAAGUGAAGAGUCGCUGAGUUCCCUGCACAAUGUUGAAGGAGAGUCCAAGGUGUACCGUCCUCGGCGGCCGCGCUCCAGCAGUGAUGCCCUGUCGGCCUCCUUCAAUGGCGAGCUGCUGGACAGCCGGCAGCACUGCAACUCCUACGACAACCUGGGCGCCGCAGAGGAAAGCGACGGAGACGACGGCCCUAUCUGUGUGCCCGCCCUCAUCUCGCCUCCCCGCUCAGCGGGUGAGGACGUGGACCUCAGCCCGCCGGACAUCGGCAUGGCCUCCUUGGACUUUGACCCCAUGUCUUUCCAGUGCAGUGUCCCCGACACCUCUUACGCCUUCCCCCUAGACGACUCGCCUGCUGGGGCGGAGGGCUCCACGUUAAAGAGGAGUCCCGCCAACGUCUGUGGAAAGACUAACGGCUCUGACUUCAUCUCCGCCAGCUUCCUGGGCAGCUUGAUGUCCCCUUUGUCGUCCGCAGACUUCAGCCUGGCUGCUGGAGAGAAGGUGGCAAACAAGAAACUGACCACUUCCUAUUCUUACACCGAUAAACCCACACAGGCUGUGUCGCCUAUCAAAUGUGGAAAGACCACUAGUUUGACGCCGUUUGCCACUUCGGAGCUUUUCUCUCCAGAGAUGCCUAACAAGAAUACAGCUGGACAGUUCAUCUCUCCACAGCGGUUACCUCCUCCCUCCGCAGUCAAAGACUCUCCUCCCCUGAUGGGCAGUGUGCUGCUGAGGGCGGCCGAGCCGUCGCUAAGCGAAGCUUUCCAAAUGGAACUGCACUCAAAGCUGGUGGCCUUUGACAGCGUGGACAGUCGAGAGCUGAAGGGAGAGGACGGCGUGCAGCAGGCGCCGGCUGCCAGCAGCCAAGAGCACCAAGGAGUCGUAGCUCCGGACUCUUCAAAGGACCUCUCCCCUCGUUCCCUCAGCUCUACAGUCCCCACUGCUGCCCCUCCUCCUCCUCCCCCUCCUAAAAAUGCUGCCCGCAUGUUGGCCCUGGCCCUGGCCGAGUCCGCCCAGCAAGCCUCCAUUCAGUCUCAAUCGCGGUCCUCUGAGCCCUCCACGCCGGCCUCCCCUCUGCAGCCCCAGGAGGCCUCUGACCCCCAGGACUCGAAACUUCCAAUGUUCCCACAUUUCCAGACUAUUUCUUCUGAGGAGGGAGCAGGGAGAGGGAGUUCUCCGCCACCGAGCAGCACUGCUCCGGCUGUCACCCAAGCCUCAUCUCAUCCCUCCGCCUCCAGUCCUAUCAUUCCAAUCAAACAGCAGCCUCUUGAGGUGACCAGCACGACUACCAAGCCAUCGGACAGCACCAAGUCCUCUACAACCCCACCUGGAACGCUGCCAGGAACAGACUCCAGCCCACCGGACACUCCUCUUUACAAGUGUGCCCCACUCCCCAGUUCAACCAGCCUGACUUCUCCCAUCAGGAAAAGUCCAGAGCGGCAGCAGCCUGUCGCAGGACUGGUCCCAGUCCAUACCAGCUCAUCUAGUACCACUCCAGCCACCUUACCCAGUGGCAGCUGUACAGAGCCUGGAGUCUUGCCAGAGCUCGUUCCUGAGGUCAAACCAGAGGAGACUGCACCCCCCCCAGUCCUUCCAAAACCCUCAGAAAAGCCACCUCAGAAGCCGAAGAGGCAGGCCGUCUCACUGCCCCAUCAUCAAACACAGACUCAGCAGCAGAGCCAAGCUCAGAUACAGACUCCUCUUUCACCACAGCAUCAAAUUCAGACACAGGUCCAGCCCCAUACCCAGCCUCAGCUCCCCUCCAAGGCCAGCGCGAGAGUGGCCCCCACCUCUGCUGAGCCUGUGGAGAAGCCUUGGGAGGCCAUAAAGCCGGUACAGCCCUGUACGGAGCCUGCAAAGCACCACGACGCGUACGUGCCCAAACCUCCGGCCCCUCCUGUCCGCACGUUAGAGAGCAAACUGGCCACAGCAGCUCUCACCGCUUGCCAAAGUGAAGCCUCCUACCAUGUCCUGGGUGAGGGCCCUGUGCCUGGCCAUCCAGAGGACGCUCUGCCUCACCAUCCUCCUUCUCCUCGUAAAUCGUCCACGCACCAGCCGGCUUACCUGUACCACGCUAAAGGAGAGCCUGUCUUAAUUGAGCCGCCUGGAGCUGCAUACUACCACCAGAGGCCGGUUCAGCUAGGCCCACAGUCCGUGCCGCACCACUUCCGGCCAGACAGCGUCCCCCCACACCUGUCCUACGUGUCCAAAUCAGAGCCUCAGAUCCCUUACAGUGCCCGACUGGAAAACAAAUACAGCACUUUAGGCCCCAGGUCCUACCACCACUCCAUGAAGUCUAGAGGAAACCCCCGCGGCGUGUACGUGUCUCCGGGGCCGGGGCAUCAGGGUUACAGCCAUGACAGAAACCAAGGCUAUCCCACCAUCCGCAGAGUGCACUCACUCCACGUUCCUUCGACUAUCCGCUCAGUGCCCAUCCAGAGGACCGAAGUUCCUCCAGAUGACGAACUGUUCUUCUACCAUCGGCCCGUGUAUCAGUGCAAAGCGUACCAGCAGCCCCCCCAGCAGUCCUCACAAGCUGACUACCACGUCACCCAGCUGCAGCCUUACUUUGAGAACGGACGGGUUCAGUAUCGAUACAGCCCAUACUCUGGUUCAAGCCCUUUGGAGGCGCCUUUCUAUGACAUUGACCCUUACGGCACCAUCCGGGUUCGGCACGUCCACUCACAUGGCGGCCGAGAUCCGGGAGCCGCCGCCGGCCGACCGGGUGGAAAGGCGACUGGGUACCAUUACCUCGCUCGCCAUGUUCUCCCCCCUGGGAAGGAGCACAGCUUUGUUAGCAGGGACAUGCCCCCCGGUCACGGGACCAAAGAGGCCGCUGCUUAUCUGGCUUGGGACCCCGAGGAGUCAGAAAGGCUCCGCAUGCACUCCAUCCGCAGGGAGAGCAGGGCCCGACAGAAGAUCAAAGGCCCCGUCCUCUCUCAGUAUGACAACGUUGGCUUGUUUGCACCGGCCGAUAUAUCGGGCUAUGAAACCCUGCACCUGCGCAGUAAAUCUGACCCAGGGAAAGCUGUGCUGGUUGCAGCCGAGAGCAAAGACGGGCGAUACCUCCCCAGACACAUGGUGUCCGACCCUGACGUCCUCAUGUACAUGGAGACCGACAAGCACGUCCAGGGCGGAGAGAAGUCCGACGGGCUGGCCAAGCAAAGCGGUUCCAAGAAAUGCCAAUCCUCUCACUCCCUUCCAGCUACUCUGAGCCACAGUCUGUCCCAUCAGCAGGAGAGCAGCCGACACGAGGCCAAGUACGAGACCGGAGACGACGGCAGCCGGUCUCACUGGCAGCAUGACUAUCCCAGCAAGAGGAGCUUCCAACCACGCUAUGACUGUCCUGAUUCUGACCACCUCCAGAGCAAAGGGAAAACACCCACCGGCUACCACAGUACAGACGACCAGCCAUCGGGCCCCAGGGAAGCAGUCGGCCGCUCCAAACUUGAGCGAUCGCACAGCGUCCGGGAGCAGCAGCACUACAGCCAGGGCAACCCGGAGCCGGACAGAGACUACUCGUAUCAGAAACACGGCACUAAACCGGUGCUGUCCCACUACGACAACUUGGACGAUUACCACCCAGUACCUCAGCCUCAGGCCCCCGUUCAAAAACGUGGAGGACCCGGCUCCUAUCCCGGCCCGGGGUUCACAGUGAGCCACAGUAACAGAGCGUACUCCACAGCACUGGGCCAGGGAGCCUUUAUCCAGACUGAUCUGCUCAUGCAGAGGCCAGAGACAGAGAUACGUACAGAAUGAAGCAUUUAGAGGGGGGGAGGGGAGGACGUGUGAAAUUCUCUUUAUCCAUGUAGAAGAAGGACUAUCGAGCUACGGUUGCAGCCUCUGCAGGACAGUGGACUGUCAUAUCACCAUAUUUUUGCUCAUCUGUAUUUUUAAUGAAUUGUAAAGAAAAUUGUAAGACUUUUUACUGGAAGUCCUGAAUGUACCUGAAUUUACUGUCCAAGGGGUCAUAUAAUUGUGAUCGAUUGAGACAGUAGCAGUCAUAAAUGUAUAUGAUAUGAAAGACGGAAGGUACUUUUAACAGGAACACAAAAAUGUAAAAUAUAUAUAUAUACUAUAUAUAUUAAAAAUAUAUGACUAGAAUCACUAGUAAAAAAGGGAUUUAGUUGAUUUUGUUUUUUAGGUGUGGUGCUGGGUACGAGCAUUAACUGGGAUUAAGGUUUGCAUUUUAGAAAUGCAUGCACUCUAUCUUACAGAACAGUUCUGUGUACUACACUAUCCAUCGCGUUCUUUCUGGAUGUUACAGCACAAGUUAUUGGAGGAGGAUAUACAAGUAGGUCACACACACACACACACACACACACACACACACACACACACACACACACACACACACACACCCCUGCUAAUGUGUACUCAAGUAGGCAGCACGGUGAGACGGUCUGUCUCCCAAGGAUCCGGCUGGGUGUGAGGUUUGAUUAGGAGCUGCAAUGGGUUACUUUCAGUUAAUAUACUGGUUUAUCAAUGUCUUAUUUUCUGUGUGACUGUGCCAUUUUUUUAUGUACCUUUGCUAUAAACCGAUUUCUAUGACUUCUAAUGGAAUGUUUUGGUACUUGUUUGUUCUUCAUCGGAUGGGGGACCAAGCGGCUCGGCACAGAUGUUGCACAUAUGGGAUAAAAGAGGGGAAGAUGGAUGAAUGUCUGUUGUACCUUUCUUGAUGUGUAAGAGGUUAUUUUUCCUUUUCUUUUUCCAUCAUGUUGACGGUACUUUCAUGAACUGGACUAACUGAAUAAAGCUGAAAACAAUGUCCUCUCAAACAAAGGGGUGAAGAACAUGUUACCACUGCUUUGUGGAGCAAAAAAAGCAACUUCUUGGUGAUGAGCCUUAAAUUUUCUUACAACAGACCAUAUUUUGUUAACUUAACCAUUUUAUCAUAAUGCACAAACAUUGUGAUAUCUAGGUUUUAGAUCACCUUUGAUGAUUGACAGUCCUGGGUUAUUUAAUUUUGUGCCAUUGGCCUCAUUGGUUCUGGAUUUAAAACUUGGGAGGGAGUGUAUAUUUUUUAGAUACCUGGGGCCAUUUAUUUUCAGGCUGGAAAUCCAUGUAUAGUACAAUCAUCAGGUUGUAUGCUACAUGCCCUUUGGGUUCACCGUAAUGUAUGGAUUACAAUAUGUCUAAAUCCAGGUUGUACUCCAACUGUUUGACUUCUAUAUCGCUUGCAGGUGUUUCUCCUCCUCGCCUUAUUUAAAGCCUCUAUCUUUUCAGAUGGGGAGCUUAAGCAAGGCACAGUGUACUUGAAUGUGAAAAACACUCUUGUCUCA
Molecule: messenger RNA, 8170 nt
Organism: Anoplopoma fimbria (sablefish)
Lineage: Eukaryota; Metazoa; Chordata; Actinopteri; Perciformes; Anoplopomatidae
Gene: arhgap32b
Product: Rho GTPase activating protein 32b
Exons: 25
Coding region: 666-6647 (1993 amino acids)
Biological process (GO): small GTPase-mediated signal transduction
Cellular component (GO): fibrillar center; cell cortex; nucleoplasm
Molecular function (GO): protein binding; phosphatidylinositol phosphate binding; GTPase activator activity
Source: RefSeq, a predicted model, not a curated record